Messenger RNA from Marasmius oreades (fairy-ring Marasmius), 2882 nucleotides. RefSeq lists its product as uncharacterized. Lineage: Eukaryota; Fungi; Basidiomycota; Agaricomycetes; Agaricales; Marasmiaceae. Bases 51 to 2861 code for a protein of 936 amino acids. Gene Ontology annotation, biological process: N-terminal peptidyl-methionine acetylation. Gene Ontology annotation, molecular function: protein-N-terminal amino-acid acetyltransferase activity; protein binding. Gene Ontology annotation, cellular component: NatB complex; cytoplasm. The transcript is spliced from 17 exons. The record is from RefSeq and is a predicted model, not a curated record.
CUCCCGUAUACCUUCUACCUCCCCCUCUCACUUUCAAGCUUGCUAUUUGAAUGUCCAGUGCCUUUGACCGCCAAAUCCGUCCUGUCUAUGAUGCACUAGACACCGGUUCAAAUAAAUCAGCCAUUGUCGCCUGCAACAAACUUCUGAAGAAGUAUCCCAAAAAUGACCUUGUGAAGGCACUCAAAGCUCUAGCCCUAGUUCGGUCACAAAAAGUCGAGGAAUCUCUCGUCCUCUGCGAUGAAGUUCUUACUUCCAAACCGACCGAGGACUCUACUCUGACAGCAAUGAUGCAUGUGCUUCGAGGCUUGGGACGUCAUAAUGACAUGGUCGCAAUGUUCGAGGAGGCCUACAAACAACAACCAGGCAAUGAAGAGCUAGGUGCACAAACUUUUUUUGCGAAUGUCCGUGCCGGUCACUGGAAAUCGGCCCAACAGAUUGCUACAAGGAUGCAUAAGCAGUUUCAAGAAGACAAAUAUUUGUAUUGGAGUAUAAUCAGUGCCGUUCUCCAAGCAAAUGACCCCAGCACGCGACCCGACAUGAAAAAUCUCCUCUAUAAGCUUGCCCAUCGACUCAUCACCUCCUCACCACGACCCUCUUCACUUAGCUCCGACCGAUUCUACCUCCACCUUACAAUUCUCCGCGAAUUAAAAUUAUUCGAUGAGGCAGGAACUCUCCUCGACAGCGAUAUUGGUCGUGCUUAUUGUGCAACGAAUCUAUCCUGUAAUGAAAUUAGAAGGAAUAUUAUGAAGUCUUGGGGAUUGUUAAAACAGGAAGGGGAGCGAGCGGAAAGUUUCAUUCGGGAGAAAAGUGACCGAAAUUGGCUAGAAUUCCUCUCGGUAAUCGACGCGACCUUUUCAUACGUGUCUGUGAUCUCGGAUGAGAAUUCAAAGGCAGAGUGUUCCCAACAUAUUCGUAGGACAGAGGAAUUCUUUUCUGGCAUUGCAAAAGUAGAUGGUAAAAAGGAGCGUGCUGGUUCACUCGCUCUGUUGGAACUGGAGUACCGCGCUCGAACACACAAGUUAUCGCAAGAUUCUUUUCGACUGGUCAAUUUGUUGUGCAAGUAUUUUGAUACAUUUGGUGAUAAGAAUUGCUGCUAUGAAGACAUAAGACCUUAUAUAACGCUUCCACCUGACGAAUUGUCACAAUGGACCCACCACUUAGAAGUCAUACCUGGUGCAUAUACGACGAUUGCUGACUUACGACGGUAUAUCAAUGCCCAAAAGCUAAUACGGCAUAAUCUUCAAAUCACUCAAAUCACGCCAGACGAGGAACUUUCUCGUGCCAAACUAUACACCAAACAAUACUUAGACGCCCUUCCAUUAGGCCAAGAACUGCCCACAACUGAGCUUCAGCCUGCAGACGAUCUGGCGAUCCUUUCCGCAAACACCUACGUCAAUUUGUGGAAACUGACGGAAAGGGAGCAGUAUUUAUUUGAUGCUGCAGUCAUCCUCGAGCUAGGUUUGACCAGGAGUAAACAAUCCUUCCAGAUGCGUCUCAUGUUAAUACGUAUAUACCGUCUGUUAGCCGCACCGUCGUUAGCUUUGGAGCACUACCGGCAAAUGCGAGUGAAACAAGUCCAAAAUGACACACUUUCGCACUUUAUAUUGUCACACUCAUCGGUUUUCUCCCUCGCUGGAAUUGGCGACCUCACCUUGUCGACAGAGUGUAUCGAAGCAAGCCAGAUAUACUUGACCAACACCCAUGAAACAGGCGACUUUGUUAUCAGAGCGUUCAACACAGAGAAGUAUUCUCAGAUUCCGGAGUUCAUUACCUUCGAGGAUCGUCUCGACAACUCGUUGCAGCGAGAUAUCAUCAAGAUGGAACACCUCCGCAUGAGGAUGGCUCAUGAGCUCAUCAGUUCCGAUAUGGUCGACAUGGAACUCAUUGAGUUGAAGUUCAUCUUUGAUCGCGAACACCACGACAACCGGGACUUUGAGAUUCUAGUCAACUAUCAACCUCGAGUUAUUGACUCGUUCAAUGACCAGACGCUCUUGUUCGGUAAAUCGGAAGGCAAAGGUUGGCUCUCGUCCUUCUUGAAGCUAUACAUCAAGGCCUUUACUCAAGCCAGUGACCUUGAUGAUACCGUCGAGGAAAAGCUGUUGGUUGGGGAUCGGCCAAAACAGUCUCCCGAGUUAGACAGACAGGUGCCGCUGAAGGACCGUAUUAAAUCUAGAUGUGAAGAUGAGUUGAACGAGCUCACCCCGAUUGAAGUGGCCUUUGUUCAGUAUGCAGAUGCUCUGACUGAUUGGCUCGAGCCAUACCAUGACUAUGCCAGACCUCCACCCUCCGUCGUUCUCGCAGAAGCUGCCAAGCUCACUGAGAAGAAAACUGGUUUCCCACUCAAGGGAGUUGAUAUUCCUCCUCAGAACGGCAACUCAACCAAGAAGGACGAAGAGCCACCUGCUGUAGUAGACGCUCCUGAGUCACUCGUCGCUUUCUUCGAUGAGCAGAAAAGGCAGUUUGACGUGGUCAAGGAAUCCGGAUCACUCAUCGAAGCUCUGAGUAUACUAGCAACAAUUCAGGAUGCCUUGUUGCUCUUCGCCUCUAUGACGUUGCGCUUCAAGACCCAGUCAGUGGUGAAGAUCAACAAACUUGGCGGACUGGUGUCCAAACUCAAACCUAUCAGAACCGUGGCAUUGUAUGUGGCUAAAGAGCUGUCAUCUGAUAUGGUAGCGCGAAGUGCAACAGAGAGCACUCAGGAAAAUCGUAAAACACUCAUUGACAAUAGCUCUCUUGGUGGUGGUCAGAUCGACCACGAUUUUAUCGUGAACGUUGCGAAGAAAGUGAGCGAUGCCAGAAGGAAGGUUUCCGAGGGUGUUGGAAAAGGGCUAGCCCGCCUCUGUACGAUAUAUGAAUCGUGAAAACCCUGACGAAUUACCUAA